Molecule: messenger RNA, 1883 nt
Organism: Tripterygium wilfordii
Lineage: Eukaryota; Viridiplantae; Streptophyta; Magnoliopsida; Celastrales; Celastraceae
Exons: 3
Coding region: 443-1735 (430 amino acids)
Source: RefSeq, a predicted model, not a curated record
UUUGAGGGGAUCGAAGGGAGAAUUAUUGGGGGCUUCCUAAGAAUUUGUGAAGUUAUAUGAAAAGCUGUGAUUUAUGUGCUCCUUUGUUCAGUUUCCUUGGAUUUCGGUAUUGUGUGGAAAAAGUUGGUAGCUUUAUUGGAAUCUGGUCACAGAUGGUGUAAACUGUUGAAGGGUCUUGCUUGCUUGUAAGUUUUGGGGUUCUGGGUUGUGGGGGUACUGCAGUAAACGGUCUUAUUGCUGGGUUUCAGCUUCUGAUUCUGAUAGGCGCUAUUAUUGCUGCUCUUCCGGUUUUUGGAUCUGUAGAUUUUGCUUGCCCUUUAGAAUUGGUUCAUUGGAGUCUGGUUUUCCAAGCAAUUCAUGUGGAAGGUUUCAAAUUGGUUUCGAAGCUAUUCAUUUGGAGUUCAAGAUCACCAUUUUCUAACUUGUCCAAUAUCUUCUUGUUAUGGAUUCUCCGCAGUCGGUUGUGUCUCCAUUCAAGUCCUCUCUUACCGCUGAGCCCGAGAGGGAGAAGUCAGAUUUCUUCACCAGGACUACUAACUUGUCGAAGGGAAUUGAUGCUCCUAGAAAGGAAGCCAUGGUUAAUGGUCUGGAGGACUUCAUUGGUGUUCUUGAUGUUUAUAUCCAUCAAGCUAGGGACAUCCAUAACAUCUGCAUAUACCAGAAGCAAGAUGUUUAUGCCAAGCUGUGCCUAACUAGUGAUCCAGAAAAUGCGGUCUCCACAAAGAUCAUCAAUGGUGGUGGUAGGAAUCCGGUCUUCAAUGAUAAUAUUCGUCUGAAUGUGAAAACCGUUGACUCCUCCCUCAAAUGUGAGAUUUACAUGAUGAGCCGGGUGAGGAAUUACCUUGAAGACCAGCUGCUUGGUUUUGCUUUGGUGCCGUUAUCUGACGUGGUCAUCAAGGAUGGGAAAUUGGAGAAAGAAUUCUCUCUUUCCUCGACUGAUUUGUUCCACUCUCCAGCCGGUUUUGUUCAGCUGUCGCUUGCAUAUAAUGGGGCAUCACCAGAAAUAAUGGCAAUUCAUGCAUUGCCAAGAGCUGUGGGAAACAAUGAAACUAUGCAGGAUGCUGAGAUGCCAAAGUCGCUUGCUUGUGAAUUUGAGCAUAUUGAGUUCCCAGAUCUGAUGGUUGUGAAUGAAAACCAGAUGAUGGUUUCUGAGUAUUUUGGGAUCCAUUGUACAAAUUUGGACUCAGAGGGCUCUGAGAGUCUGGUCACUUCUGAUGGUGAGAAUCAUCUUAGUUCAGAAUCCGGUGCUCAUGUGCUCGAAAGCUUUUCAGCUGCUUCUAACGACUCGAUCCAGGCUCCAAAGCUUGAUUCUCCCCCAAGCAGUGUGUCAACUAAUGGGGUUUCUUCUCCUUCUGCUGCGGCAAGCUCCGAGUCUUCAGAUACUCCAGCGGCUUCGAAAUCCCCAACUAAGGAGCAUGUUUCAGGUUCAAAAGAGAAAACAAUGGAUGCUGGAGAUGUUGAGAGUAAUUCCUCUAAUGGGGUGGCAAAAGAGAAAAUUCCAAAGCCUGUUAUUACUUUCAAUAUUGAGCCUGAACAGAAUGUGGUGCAGCAAGACAUAGUCGACAUGUACAUGAAAAGCAUGCAACAAUUUACUGAGUCAUUGGCCAAGAUGAAACUUCCUUUGGACAUUGACAGUGGACCAGCUAGUUCGGGGGAUUCAAGCUCUGAUCAGAAAUCACAGGGAUCAAAAACUCCUGGUUCUCGCGUGUUUUAUGGGAGUAGGGCUUUCUUCUGAUGUUUCGAUCACUGGUUUAAGAGGAAGACACCCAGGUGACUUUAGAUUGUAGAUCUUGACUAAUGCUAAUAAUGUAUUAUCAUGCAAUGUGGUUCUUUGUUUACAUGUUGAGAAUGUUUAGAUGGGGGGGGGGGGGGGGGAGGGAAAA